Molecule: messenger RNA, 3790 nt
Organism: Drosophila suzukii
Lineage: Eukaryota; Metazoa; Arthropoda; Insecta; Diptera; Drosophilidae
Source: RefSeq, a predicted model, not a curated record
ACUGGAACGCUAAAAUUGUUGUGCUGUUAAAAACAAAAAACCCCAAUAUUUAAAGUGCAUAUUAUGAGAGAUACUCAGUUAAGAGUGUACACAAAAGAAUGGGUCAUAUAACGAUAUUGGAUUUAAACCACUUUUGCUACUAUGAAUUAUUCAAACAAAUUAAAAACAAUUGCGAUAAAACAAAUACACCGAAAGAAUUAAAGUAUGUUGACUUAAUUAAUUUUAUCGUUUGCUGCAAGCCGUUUGGAGAACUGUUUUAUGAGUGGGACAAGGACUUUUACAAAAGUUUUUUCUUACUCUAUUUGAGCUCUGCGGCAAGCUUAACUAUCGACUUCUCUGAGCUCUACACACGUCUUAAGAGCUUCCCAGCGAAGGCAAAGAACAUAUAUUGGAAAUCCGUAUACCUUGCCAUUGAAGAGAAUGACAACUUGACCAGUGUCGAGUUGAGAUACACUCCAGAAAACUACCACAGUGAGCACAUGGAGGUAUUCGCAUCCGUGAUGAAUCAACUGAGGAAAAAAAAAAGUUUGAAAGCUUUAAGAAUGCAUAUUUCUGUGUACACCAUCGAAGACCUUACGGGAUUUGGAAACCUCGAAAAGCUCUUUUUAAAUGCGAGAGUGGAUGUUGAAGAGUUAUGUAGAUGCUGCUGCAAUAACCAAAACUUGAGAGAUCUUACCGUUUUGAAUAGCGAAAUGACGGGUCGAAGGUUAGCCGAUAUUGCACCAUAUUGUAAUCAGGUGAUUCGCUUUGAUUUUAAGAUGAAGUUAGACGGUGAUGCCUCAGAAUACGCCCCAUUAGCAAAAAUGCAAAGACUGGAACAGUUAAGGAUUGACGGAGAGCACGAACCGGGUACUUUACAGCGCCUUCUUAUAGCGCUGGCCAGAAAGGAGCCCAUGCUGCUCAGAAAGUUAUCCAUAGAUCAUGCUGUUUUAAACUUUGACGAAACCACGGCUUUAGCUCAGAUUAAGUUGGUAAACAACUUAAGAUGUGGAUUUAAGGACCCCCAAAGUAUUGAGCCUAUUUCAAGAAUGAUUUACCUGAACAGUCUAGAGGUUCUAUCAAAGCAUACGUUUAUAAGUAUUUCGCAACAAAUAUAUAGGAUUCUGAAGGAGUCUCAGUGGAAAAGGAAAAUACUUUCAAAAGACUGUCUAAUGGACUAUAACCCAAAGGGUAAUCUGCGCCUUAUUCUGAACCAAGUUAGUGCUUCGGAUUAUGGGUCGUUGCUCACUUUGCCACAUUUAAGAUGCCUCGAAAUAAACGGUAGUUAUGAACAAGGUACUCUUGUUGAAAUAUUUAAAAAGCUUGAAUUGGUUAAGGUACCUACUUUGAUAAUAAACACAAUGAAUCCAUUUACAGAAGUGUUUAGAAACCUACUAGAAAGGGGAUGGAAGUUGAGACCCCAAAUUACUCCGGUGAUUAAAGUGCAGGAAAUUGCAGCACUGUCUAAUUGUAGGUCCUUGAAAAAAUUAGUUUGUGGAUUUUCCGACACCGGCAACAUACAUCUUCUACACAAUCUUUUUGCACUUGAAGAGUUAACCAUUACCACAAAACCAACCAACGGUUCGCUACAGGCCCUAUUUGCCGCUCUAGCUUCAAGGGAAGUGCCAUCUCUCCAACAUUUUCGGCUCCUAAAUGGAGCGAUCGAUUCCUUGGAAGCUGCAGAAUUGGUUCGAAUAAAAUCUUUGAAAGUGGUGCAGUGUGCCUUUCUCGACGCCCAGGACAUCAAUAAAUUCUCAGACCUAGCUAAAGAACACCUUGCAAGGCUUGAAAUUACUUCUAUGCAAAACUUCCAUGAAACUUCUCCUGGUGUUCUUAAAGUCUUACAGUCCUCGGAAAAUGCAAUGAGCGUAUCCACAAGAGACAUUUUGUUAAUGUUUAAUCGUAAACUAAGGUUUAUUGUUCUUGAAAUGAGUAUUUUCGAGACGUACUCAGAUGAGACCCUGCUGGUUCCCCUAGCCAGUUUAGAAUGGUUAGAAAACAUUAAAAUAACCAAUAAGCGCGGCAACUUAAAAACAUUUUUCAAUGCCCUAUCUAUGAGGACCAAUAAUCAUAUUAAAAAACUCGAAGUUGACGGCGGAUCUCUUGAUUUUAGUGAGACACUGGAACUAAUUAAUAUUAAAUCUCUUAGGAAAUUUCAUGGCAAAGUAGACGACCCACGCAGCUUUCAGCAUUUGGCACAUUUAAACCAUAUCGAUAUUGGGGAUUCCUUUGAUAACAAAUUUUUAGAGAACAUGGUCGACAUUUUUAAUUCCACUCAGGAAGAGCUAACCAUCAGUGAUCAGAAAAAGGAAAUAAGUUUUAACAGUAAAACUGGCCAAUUAACACUUUCUAACGCAUUUUCUCCUGACUCCAAUGAUAUCGGCCCACUGGCAAGCCUUAAUAAUUUAAGGUCUGUGCGAAUUUUGGGUGAUAAUAAAGGAAGAUCACUUCAAUACUUUAUGGCUAAAUUAGCUUCAAGGCAAAAUCUGUCUCUUCAAGAACUGAUAAUGGAGACAAAUAGGGAUGAAGCUAAAUCAAGCGUUCUAAAACUUAACCCUAUCGAGUUGAAAGAAGUGACUGCCAUUAAAUCUCUGAGGACUCUAAAAUGCGGUUUCUCCCAUCCUAAGGACCUCGAAAUGCUGUCUGGGUUACCAGAACUGACUUACUUAAUUGUUGGCCUCAAUCAAGAAAAUGUUAUGAAAAGCCUUCUCAGGAAACUUUCUCUGAAUGAUUUUAAAGUCCCUGAUCGUUUGCUUGCAGAGGGGACAGUUGCAUUCGAGAUUGGGUCACAACAACUUUGUAUUAAAGAACUGAUCAUUUCAAAUGAACAAGGUUGCACACCCCUUGUGGAACUUUUCAGAAUGUUGGGUCUGGCAAGCGGAUCCACUUUACAGAGAUUGGUCGUCAAAGGUGCGCCAAUUGUUCAAUAUGAAGCCGAUGAGUUUUCAAAAAUUAAAUCAUUGCAGAAGCUUAUUUACAGAUUUCAAAUAUUAAUUGAUAUCAGAGGCCUUGUUCGGCUUUUUGAAUUAACAUCACUUAUAAUUGGGCGCAGAAAUUUUCCCAAGAGAGAUUCUGAAAAAGUUGAGCAGGAAGAAAAUUUAAUGUCUCGCAUACCAGACCACAUUUCCCGAGAUCUUAUGUUAUCAUAUUUUAAAAACCUCAAAGGAGUGGCUCAGCACUUGGAUCGUCAAAGAUUGUUUAUCGAAUUGCCAAAUGAUGAGUACUCUGUGAAAUAUAUAUUUGAGCCAUUGCCCGCUGGCUUAACUCACACACUAGAGGAUCUGGUUAUCACCCACCGGUAUUUGGACUUUGAAGAGGUCACAAGAAUUACGCAAAUUGCAUCACUGAAAAAACUUAGGUGUGGAAUUCGGGAUGCACUAAGCUUUUCCCUUAUUAAAAACCUCAGCCGUCUUGAAUGCUUGGAAAUCAAGUCUUAUCCAAAAUUCAUGGAAAUAUCUGAUCAUCUUGUGCUGUCUUUUCAAGAAUGCUCGCAAAUCCAGUUCAUAGAUUUGCAUUUUAAUUCUCGAGUGCAGCUUAUCAGUGCUGAUUUCGUGGAGCGAGCAAUUGAAGCAUUAAAAUUAGUCAGAGAUCCAAAACUCCGGGGUCCAUUGAAGUUAAGCUGUUUCGUCAGUCAAGUUUUUAUUGAACCGAAAAAUUUUAUCGACGAAGAGUAUUUGAGUCUGUCCAUCAAUGAACGCCAAGACGACAAAGAACUGUGGAUAUAUUAUAAAGACCAAAACUGAAACUAAAUAUUGUGAUGACUGUCCAAAAAAUAGAUUCUUAUAUUUAUUUUUAAUAUAAGAUUUUAUAA